UCUCUAGUCUCGAAGAGGAGUGCGACAGCUGCUUUGUAAUUCUUUACUCUCUGUCCCAAUCUGUAUUGUGCUUCUAAUCAUGCGAAGGAUAAACAUUCGCACGAAACACCUGAAUUGUUGUGCGAUGCAGAACUUGCGCUUGAGAAGUUUCGAAUAAGCAGAAGAUAUUAAUUUAUAUUAUGUUACAAUAAGGACAAAAACAAAUGGAAUAACAUGGAUAUGUUUCUCAACGUUCAUAAAAAAAACUAUAGAGUCCUAGACUUGGUACGGCAAAGGGAGAUUCAAGACAUAGUGUCAUAUACAAUUCGACAGAAAUUGCAAGUUACUGACAAUCUAAUAUCUCGCUUGGGUUUAGAGAAGGAAUUAGAUGGUCAUACAGGAUGUGUUAAUUGUUUGGAAUGGAACGAGAGCGGACAAAUCCUUGCAUCAACGUCAGAUGACAAAGACAUUAUAUUGUGGGACCCUUUUCGUUAUGAAAAAAAAUUAGUACUUCAUACAGGUCAUCAUGGAAACAUAUUCUCUGUUAAGUUUAUGCCGAAAUCAAAUGACCGUGUACUGGUGUCAGGUGCCGGGGACUGCAGGAUUCGGGUGUACGAUAUCGCGUUCUCGUUCACUGAACCGACAUUCACAUGCAAGUGCCACAAGGCGCGUGUCAAGCGUAUCGCCACUGCGCCUAGUAUACCUUUCCUGUUCUGGAGUGCGAGCGAGGACGGACUCUUUUUGCAAUACGACAUGCGUACACCGCACAUUUGCGGGAAUGAAGAGAACAACGUGCUUGUGAAUUUGAUAUAUCAUGUGGGUAGCCAUGUGGAAGGCAAAUGCAUCGCCGUGAACUCGAAGAAGCCCGAACUGAUCGCGAUCGGCGCUAAUGAUGCUUACAUUCGAAUGUAUGAUCGGAGAAUGAUAAAGAUGUCGCAGUUUCCACCAUCUACUACCACGUAUACUUUUAACACGGACUGGUUAAAUUUCACCAAUUAUCGAGCAGGCAAAGGCGAUCCAGAUAACAAUAUCCCGAUGGGUAGUGUACAGUACUUUAUUGCAGGCCAUUUGCGCUCUCGUGACAGCAACAAGAAUAUCACCACGACUUACUUGACGUUCAGUGACGACGGAAACGAGUUACUCGUAAAUAUGGGUGGUGAACAGAUUUAUUUGUUUGACAUUAACAAUCCGAAACAGUCGAAAGCAUAUUUUGGUUAUCCGCCAAAGAAACAUACAGAAUUUGGAAGGACUCACACGGGGCAAAGUGAAGAGAAGAUGGAAAACUUCACGCAUAAAAAUAUGAAAGUUUUGCCGCCGCAUGUUGAAGAACUGAAGCGUCAAGCGAAUGAGGGCUUUGAGCAGCAAAAGUACUCGUUAGCAAUUAAUUUAUACAAUAAAGCAAUUUGUUAUUGCCCAACGGCGGCAGUGUUAUUUGCUAACCGAGCAGCUGCUUACAUGAAACGUUCUUGGGAUGGUGAUAUUUAUGCCGCUUUACGGGAUUGUAAAAUAACGUUGCUUCUUGAUCCAGGACACGUGAAAGCUCACUUUAGAUUGGCGCGUUGCCUGUUCGAUUUAAAUCGAUUGUUGGAAGCUGACAAAGUAAUUAAGAAUUUUCAACAGAAAUUUAGCGAAUAUGCGUCUAAUGCAGCGUGUAAAGCAUUGAAGAUGGAUAUAAAGGAAGCUAUCGAUAACGUGAAAAAAGAUACGCAAACCAAUCCGAUACAGUAUCAGAUAUCAGAAUAUGAACAGGGGUGGAGACGUAACGCCAUUGAUUAUAAAAUGCGAUUCUGCGGCCACUGUAACACGACGACCGACAUAAAGGAGGCAAAUUUUUUCGGAAACAAUGGUCAAUAUAUAAUAGCUGGAUCAGACGACGGUUCCUUCUUUAUUUGGGAUCGUAGUACUACCAAUAUCAUACGUGUGCUGCGAGGAGAUGAUAGAAUUGUCAAUUGUCUACAACCACAUCCAUCCAUAUGCUUGCUAGCUACUAGCGGUAUUGAUCCAGUAGUUAGACUGUGGAGUCCGUUACCGGAGGAUGGCAGAGUAAAUGAAAGGGAAAUUCAGAAUCUAGAUGACGCCGCGUCGGCCAACCAAAUACGCAUGAACAGCGAUCCAUUUGAAAUAAUGCUCAUGAACAUGGGAUAUAUAAGCAGGUUAUCUGGUCAGCAACAAGAUUUCAGCGACGAAGACGAUGAGGAUCGACGUGAUAUACCAUUUGUGCAGGCUUUAAAUUGUAGGCCAAGUUAAUUCUCAGAAGGAACAUACUAAGAAUGAUAAGCAACUGAAAAAGUUUAUUGACAUAUGUGUGUGUGUAUAUGUGUUAUAAUCACACACUGUAUUGUAUUUCUAUUUCUAAUUAUUUAUUUUUUCACAAAGUCAUCCCGAAGCACUUUUGUUGUAUAAUCUAUUACGACGGUGUUUUUAUAAAAUUGAAGGGAAAAAGAAUUUUAUUUGCCAGUUAAUUUUGUGAAUGUUUUGUUAGGGAAUAUAAAGCGCAAAAGAGAGAAAAAGCAAGAAUUAUAUUUCGAAUUCAUGUAGUACGAUAUAGUUAAUAAUAUAUUGCGUUAUGAUAUUUC
Molecule: messenger RNA, 2555 nt
Organism: Odontomachus brunneus
Lineage: Eukaryota; Metazoa; Arthropoda; Insecta; Hymenoptera; Formicidae
Gene: adp
Product: WD and tetratricopeptide repeats protein 1-like
Exons: 14
Coding region: 214-2226 (670 amino acids)
Biological process (GO): negative regulation of fatty acid biosynthetic process
Cellular component (GO): Cul4-RING E3 ubiquitin ligase complex; cytoplasm
Molecular function (GO): protein binding
Source: RefSeq, a predicted model, not a curated record